This is a messenger RNA of Mesitornis unicolor (brown roatelo), 764 nucleotides long. Its product is annotated as zinc finger MYM-type protein 3-like. The record is from RefSeq and is a predicted model, not a curated record. The transcript is spliced from 4 exons. The annotation marks the transcript as partial. NCBI's taxonomy places the organism in Eukaryota, Metazoa, Chordata, Aves, Mesitornithiformes, Mesitornithidae. Gene Ontology annotation, molecular function: zinc ion binding.
AUGGAUUCCAGUGAAUUUUCAGGAUCUUUGGACCCUCUGUCCCUGCCUGAAAAACCGCUUAUUGGUGAUCUCCCUGCUGACAUGGAGUUUGGAGAAGAUCUCCUGGGUUCCCAGACAGCUUCUACGCAGGAAGUUUCAGUUCUUCAGCCAUCUGACUGGGAUCAAUCCAAGCAGAUGACUGCAGAUGGGGACUUGGACCUUCUUGUGAAAACAAACAGCCAGUCUGAACUAAGCAAACCAAAUGACCUUGUUCUAGAUAAACCUGGUGUCUUGGGUAUGCUGGAGAAACCUGAUGUCUCGGAUGACUUGGAUAAACCUGCUGACUUGAUGGAGCUAGAUAAACCGGAGGGUCUGGGAGAAGGCCUGUCCGGGAAGGGAAGUGAGCUGCCAACUGAGAAGGAGCAGAAAAGAAGUGAACGAGCCAGAAGAUCAGAAACUGCCAGGCUUGAAACUGUGAACUCCUCUGAGAGCAUUCCUGUCUCUGACGAAGACUCCGAUGCAAUGGUGGAUGAUCCCAAUGAUGAGGAUUUUGUUCCUUUUCGUACCCGACGCUCAACUCGCAUGUCUUUACGCACCCAGAUGGCUCAGCGAGCUGCCCGCUCUACUGUCACCAAGAUGACUUGUGCGAACUGCAGGACCCCGCUGCAGAAGGGCCAAACUGCCUACCAGCGUAAAGGGCUCCCUCAGCUCUUCUGCUCCAGCUCCUGCCUCACCACCUUCUCUAAAAAACCACCUGGCAAGAAGAUAUGCGCCUUCUGUAAAAA